This is a messenger RNA of Cotesia glomerata, 1167 nucleotides long. Its product is annotated as nucleoporin Nup43. The transcript has 6 exons. The record is from RefSeq and is a predicted model, not a curated record. The coding region runs from base 92 to 1129 and encodes 345 amino acids. Gene Ontology annotation, molecular function: protein binding. Gene Ontology annotation, cellular component: nuclear pore outer ring. Lineage: Eukaryota; Metazoa; Arthropoda; Insecta; Hymenoptera; Braconidae.
AUAACCUAAAAUUCGGCAAAAAUUAAAAACACUGUUUAUAAUUAUUAUAAUUACUCUAAAAUAUUUUUUUGUAUAAAAUAAAAAUAAUAAAAUGUCAGAGAAUAUUCAAGGGACUUUUACAUCCGAAAAAAUAUCUAAAAUUCGGUGGAACCGUCAAGAUUUCACCGAGGCUAAUUCUUUUGUGACUGGAAGCUGGGAUAAUAAUUUAUUUAAUCGAAUUACAUACUGGGUGUUUAGAAAAAGUGAAGACGCUGAAAUUUAUCCAGCUCCGGUUAAUUUUUAUCCAUUUGUCGGUGAUGUCACUGAAAUUCAAUUUAUCAGCAAAUAUUGUUUUGUUGCUUCAUCAUCAGUUGGAUCAGCAAAACUUUUACAAAUUGAUGAAAAUUCUGGUAAUCUUUUUAAGGAACUUACUACUUGGGAUAAUAUUCACUAUUUUAGCACCGGUGAAAGUGCAUCUUGCACAGCACUCUCAACAUUUAACCAAGACAUAGCGACUGUAGGUGAAGAUGGAAGAAUAAAUCUACUAACUGCUCAACAAAAAGAUCCAGUAAGGAUUAUAGAAAAUGCAGACAGUUGUUCUCUGCUCUGUAUAGACUUUCUGCGUCACAAUGAAAUAUUAACAAGCAAUACCAGAGGACAUAUGAAACUUUGGGACCUCAGGAACGAUCAAGAUACACCAGCGACGACUUUUAUGCUUCCAGAUCAACUUAAAACAGAAGCUACGGAUAUUGCUCAUCACCCGACUCAAAGACACAUAGUCGCUGCUGGUGGAGGUGACGGCAGCCUUUCAGUUUGGGACUUACGACAAAGUACGCAUCCCAUUUCCCAGCUUUUAGCUCACUCUCAAGCAGUCAGCGAAGUUAUGUUUCACCCAGACAGGCCUAAUAAUCUCUUCACUUGCUCCAUUAAUGGUGAAUUGUGGCAUUGGAAUAAUGUUCAUGGUUCUAAAUUAAAUUUUGAUAAUGACAGUCAUUGGUUAGCAACACGUGGAAUAGAUGCCAAAGUAAAUAUAACAGAAUUAUGCGGCCCAUUACACAAGCCAAUAAAUAGUUUUGACAUUGACAGAUCAACUUUACUUUUCGGUUGUGACAAUGAAGCGAUGUACACCAUAAAAAAUAUCAUUGUAUAAUUAAUAAUCACUUAAUAAACAAUUAUUUAUACUUUCAA